AUGACCCAGCCCCUCUAUAGAAAAGAGGAUCCUCUUAACCUGGGCCACGGGGGGGCGUCCUCUGCCCCAUUAAACACCCGGUCUUCCCGCCAUCGAAGGCGCAGAGGCGCUCGGGUUUACAGGCGGUGGCAUCACUAUGGUCCCAAGGCCGCGUAUGAGCCCCGGAGGAAACAGCCGAAGCAACAGCACGGCUCAGGACCUUGGUUCCAUCCACCCAGGUGUCCCUCUUGGGCCAUGUAUUCUAACUGGGGGCACUGGGGAGGACCCUGGCACUCACCUCCGGAGGGAUUCCGGAAGCCCCCUGGCCAGGUGCAAGUGAUCCAGGUGUACGGCCUGCUCCCAUUCUGCCUUUGCUGCUGCUCCUGCUGGCGCGGGCCCCGGAACCCCGGCUGGGCGAGGCCCCCGGGCAGGAAGAAGCGCUGGGGCCGCCGGGGCCGCGGCCUGCGCCGCGACCCUCGCCGCUCCUUCCAGAGAAGCCCUUCAGAGGAUCUGAGCACGCUGCUGCGGCCGGUCAACCUGUGCAGGUUGCGGGUCCCCGGCCUGCGGGCACCGCGGAACACCACCCAGUUCAUCAUGAACCAGGUCUACGAGGAUAUGCGGCAGCAGGCGGCGCUGCGGGCGCAGCAGGCCCAGGCGGGCGGCACCGCAUCCGCGGCCGGCUCCUUCGGAAACGAUGCGCCCCCCAGCGGUGGCGAGGAAGACACGGAGCUGCGGGCAACUUUGUAUAGCUUUGGGCAAAAUCCGUCUCUAGCCUUCAGUCCUGACCCGGAUGAGGCAAACCAGUCUCCAAGCCCACAGCCGGUAGAGGAAAAGGAGAGAAACGAUGAUGAGGAGGCGUGUGGCGAGGAGGAAUGUGACGGCAAGGAGUUGGUGAGCGAGGAGGAGGAUGCAGAGACCGACGCCACGGACGAAGAGGAAGCCGAAGAGCCUGACUCCGUGGAGGAGGGGGCGGAGGGGGAGGAGCAUGAAGAGGAAGGGGAGGGGCUGGAGGAGGAAGAGCAGAGGGAGGAAGAGAACCGUUUGCCUCUGGAAAUGCCUUUAUCUAUAAACUGUACUUAUUUAAACCCCAAACAGAUAAUUCCCAAAGUGCCACAGGAAUCUCUCAUCAUGGCACAGGACAUUCACUGUUAG
This is a messenger RNA of Mesoplodon densirostris (Blainville's beaked whale), 1131 nucleotides long. RefSeq names its product coiled-coil glutamate rich protein 1 (gene CCER1). Lineage: Eukaryota; Metazoa; Chordata; Mammalia; Artiodactyla; Ziphiidae. The record is from RefSeq and is a predicted model, not a curated record.